CGCGCGGUAGUAUCCUAACCUUUUUAACCUAUGUAUGCACGUGUUUUUAUAUGAAAAAAAAACUAAAUGUUAACAAACAAAUUAUAAUAAACUAAGGAUUUAUUGUUCACUAAACUGUAAAAUUUAAGGGAUAUUUAUUUUUCUCAAAUUGUGUCAUGUAUAUAAUUGAUUAGUAAUUUAAAAAAGCGUAUUUUCUUUUUGGAGUCACUCAUAUCAACACACUCACACAAUGGCAAAAGUAAAAAACAAAAAAUCAAAAUUAGCCGAUGUCUAUGCAAAAAAGCGUAAACAACAACAGGCAAAGAAAACAAUAACUCCCUUUGAAAUUCAUGUAAAUAGAGAUAAACGAAAAGUUUUAGGACAAAAGAGUAAAUCAGAUCGUGGUCUUCCCGGUAUUUCACGAACAAAAGCAAUAGCAAAACGAAAGGGAACAUUACUUCAAGAAUAUAAAUUUAAAGAUAAAGAUAAUAUUUUAUUGGAUAAACGUUUACAUCAAAAAAAUCCCAACAUGUCCGAAGAGGAGAAAGCAUUGGCAAGAUUUGCCAAAGAACGAAUGAAAUUGCAAAAAAAGAAAAAUAUAUUCAAUUUAAAUGAUGAUGAAAUUUUAACACACAAAGGACAGGCAAUAAUGGAUAUUGAAAAAUUUGAUAAUCCAAUGAGCGAUGAAGAUGAUUAUAGCGAUGAUGAAAAUCGUGAUGGAAGAUUGGGUAAAAAAUUUUUAGACGAAGCUCACUUUGGCGGUGGACUAUUGUCAAAUCCAAGUGGUGAAAAAUCGAGAAAAAGUGUUAUUGAAGAACUUAUAGCCGAGUCAAAAAAACGUAGAGACGAGAGAAUAAAGAAACAGGAGAAAAUUGAAGAUUUAACAAAAAAACUCGAUACCGAUUGGAAGGAUCUUUUGCCAAUAAUAACAAAUUCAAAUAAAUCAUUAGAGACAAAUGAGGAAGAAAAAUUGAAAGCCAAUGAUUAUGAUAUUACAAUGCGUCAAUUGAAAUUUGAAAUUCGUGGUAAUCCGACUGAUAAAUUAAAAUCUGAGGAACAAAUCGCUGAAGAAGAACGAGUAAGUUUGGAGAAAUUAGAGGAAGACAGAUUACAAAGAAUGAUUGGUUUUGAAAAGGAUAUGUAUAAAAAACAUAGAUCCGCCGACGAUUUGGAUGAUGGUUUUGUGGCUGAAAAUAUAAACGAUGAAGAUGAUGAUGAUAAAAAAGAAGAGAAAGAUUCAGAAUCUGAAGAUGAAUCUGAAGAUGAAGAGGAAGCAGAAGAAAAUGAACAAGAUGAAGAAAAAGAAGAAAAUGAACAAGAAGAAGAAGAAAAAGAAGAGGAAGAAGAAGAAAAUUCGCAACAUGAAGAAGAUAAUGAGGAUGAGGAAAAUGAAGAUGAAGAUGAAAACGAGAAAGAAUCAACAAAUAAAAGAGAGCAAAGUCUGAAUGAAAAUUCCAAUGAAGAAAGUGAUAAUGAAAGUUCAGAAGACGAAGACAAUUUGUCGGAUUUAAAAGUAUCGGAUUCAUCCAGUGAAGAUGAAGAAUUGCCAAUUAAAAAAUCCUUUUCCAAAUUGGUAACUAAAUCGAAAUUGGAAAAUUUUAAAAUCUCAAAAAAUCAAGAAUCCAUUGUCAGUGAAAGUGAAAAAAUGUUAGAGAAAGCAAGAGCGGAAUUACCACAUACGUUUAAAGUUCCCGAAACUUAUGAGGAUUUAAAUAAAUUAUUAUCCACACAUAAUGAACAUUAUCAAUCGGUUAUUGUCGAGAGAAUUAUUAAAUGCAAUCAUUGGUCAUUGGGAACAAAAGGAAAUAGAGAAAAAUUGGCUGGAUUAUUUGAACAUUUAUUAAUGUACAUAGAUUGUUUUGAUUUGUCAAGUGAAAAUAGUAUUGUCAAGAGUUUUCAAAUAUUAGACAGAUUGUGUCCUCAUCUUUAUGACUUGGCUCAUGCGAGUGCUGAAAAUGCAAAGAAAUGUUUGCAAGAAAUUAUUAAAACAAAACACAAUGAAUUUGAAGAAAAAAAGAAAAAAUACGUUGGAAGCAAUUUGUUGAUGUUCUUAAAAUUAGUAUCUCUUAUUUUUCCAACAUCCGACUUUAGGCAUCCGGUCGUCUCUCCUUGUUUAGUAUUCAUGUCACAAAUACUCUCAAGAUGCUCAGUUAAGAGAAAAAGUCACAUUUCUAAAGGCUUAUAUAUAUGUACACUUAUACUAGAGUAUACGACAUUGAGUAAACGAUAUUCACCAGAGGUGAUAAAUUUCUUACGUGGUUUAAUAUAUUUAUCGAUGCCAAAACCACUGGUCAAUAAAGCGAUUAAAGUUAUUCCACCUUUCAAGCGUGAUGGUGAUUUUAGCAAUUUAUUGCAAAUUGAUGAAAAUAUGAAAAAUCACAAGUUAGAUCUCAGUAAACCACAAAUGAAAGCAUCAGAUUUAAUUGAUGAUGAAAUAGAUAGUGAUUUUAAAUUGCGAGUAUUUGCAACGACAAUAAAUUUAAUUUUUGAAUUUAAAAAACAAUACGAAGAAUUGGAUACUGUCUAUGCAAUUUUUGAACCAAUUUUAAAAAUGUUAAAAUCUGAUUUCAUUAAGAAAUAUCCCAAAAAUUUGAGACAAAAGGUAAAGGAAUUAAGUGAAGAAUUGGAAUUGAUGAAAUUGAAAAAAUUGGAAUUCAUUGUACGGGAGAAGAAAAAACCAAAAGCAUUGAGAUUAUAUGAACCACGAAUUGAGAAAGUAUACGAAGGUAGAAGGCAUAAGAAAAUGUCACAGGAGAAGGCCGAGAGAGAGAAAAUGAUUCAUAAAAUUAAACGUGAAAUGAAGGGAGCAAUAAGAGAAGUACGAAGAGAUUCGUCAUUUUUGGCGAAUUUGAAAAUUAAAGAACAGAUCAAGAGUGACGUGGAACGUAAGCGAAAGGUGAAAGAAAUUUUCGGCGAUGCUGCUGUUCAACAAAGUGAAUUUAAUAAAAUGAAACGAAAAAAGUAAGUUAUUUUUAGAACGAAUUAAAGAAUUAAAAAAGAAAAACAACAAAAAAAACAAACUAAGUAAAAUAUAAUAUACUAUUUAACAAAUAUUUUUUAUUAAUAACAAAAUAUUACGUUGACAAUUUGUACAAAAGAAUUACUUUUUUGUAUAUAACAUUGUUUGUAAAUUUAAACAAAACAAAUAUUUCUUACUGUAAAAAGUAUUUUUUUCUUUUAUAAAAAUAUCAACAAAAUGUAACGUUGACAAAAUAUUUUUCUAAUUUCUGAUGAUAUUUUUAUAAAAAUGAAUAUUUUUUUACUACAAAUGAACUCAACAAUUGUUUUGUUUUUUUUUUUAAUUUAAAUAUUCAAUUUUCAUCGUUUUAAAAAUAGAUUUGAUUUAUAAAAAUAUAAA
Leptopilina boulardi is the source of this 3337-nucleotide messenger RNA. RefSeq names its product nucleolar protein 14 homolog. NCBI's taxonomy places the organism in Eukaryota, Metazoa, Arthropoda, Insecta, Hymenoptera, Figitidae. Bases 230 to 2944 code for a protein of 904 amino acids. The transcript has 6 exons. Gene Ontology annotation, cellular component: Noc4p-Nop14p complex; small-subunit processome; nucleolus. Gene Ontology annotation, biological process: maturation of SSU-rRNA. The record is from RefSeq and is a predicted model, not a curated record.